Messenger RNA from Suillus paluster, 1203 nucleotides. RefSeq lists its product as uncharacterized. Bases 1 to 1203 code for a protein of 400 amino acids. The transcript is spliced from 3 exons. The record is from RefSeq and is a predicted model, not a curated record. Lineage: Eukaryota; Fungi; Basidiomycota; Agaricomycetes; Boletales; Suillaceae.
AUGAGUAACAAUCUCCGAGUCAUCAUCCGUGAUGGGCAGGUUUAUACCUCUCUUAUCACACAUUCCCUUCCCGAUGUUAUACCUCACGAACCUCCUUGGGAUCCUCACAAAGACUAUGAUUGUUCUCCCGACGAUAGUAAUACGCCACUCACUACUCGCUGGGCAUACGGAACUCGUCCGUGGUUUCCCCUUGUACCUUUGAAUCCUAGCUUCGAUGGGCCGAUCUUUGGAUGCCUCAACCACUCCAGGUUUUCCCUCCUCACAGAGGUAGAUCCAUCGGGAAAGCACAUUCUCCACCGCGAUAUUCAGGCAAAAUGGGUCAACUUAGAGCAGAAACUGCUGGGGUGCCAGGAACGUUUGGGUGCUGGAUUAUUCAUUCCGUGGGGGACUAAACUUCCACGUGCUCCAACUACCUAUGGGUACCAAUGGUCGCAUGCAGAUGCUAGCAUUGCUAAGAAGGUUGCAAUAAGGUCGUGUGAUGCAUUUCUAUUAAUUGCUGCCACCUGCUCAUGGUACAUCAUGAGUCGUCGAUACCAAGGUGCCAAUCAGUGGACGGCUAUCUUAAUGAGUGACCCCCGACAUCCCAUACCCGCUGAAUGGGUUCUUGAGUUGUCGCGCUCAUUCAUUGGAGAUCUGACGACAAAUGUGCCAUGUACGGGAGCCUUGAUCUCUUCCAUUCACUGUCCUUGGCAAGUUCAAUUGCCCAUGUUUGAGAAAUUCUUGCUUCCGAUUUGGGUCCACAUUUCUCAGAAUACUUCUGCCGCCGUUGAUUCUACUUUGCGUCAUUAUAUCCCGUCUCCAGCAGCUAUCGCCCGUGUGACCAAGGAAGCCCAAAGGAAGCAGAUGCCUGACACUUGGGGUCAGCCGGAUGACAGCGCGUGGGGUGAGCCAAACUAUAGUGCGUGGGGUCGACCAGAGGACAACACUCAGAGUGUCCUUAAAUGGGACAAUAGUGCCCUUGGAUGGGGUCAGAACAGUGGGGCACAGCCCGUGUCUGAUGUUCCUGAAGCACAUGCGGACUCUCUGUUCCCAGUCUCCCAACCCCACUGUGGACAGAGGCGAGGAGAAGACUGGAAGGCAUUCUUUGCACGGCGCUGUCAGGAGAACAAGAGGAAAGAGGAGACGGAGAUGCCAGCUCAACGGCAGUCGCGUCAGAGCUCUUUCGUCAAUGCAUCCGUCUCACAAAGGCUGAGAUACCGAUGA